Molecule: messenger RNA, 771 nt
Organism: Penicillium griseofulvum
Lineage: Eukaryota; Fungi; Ascomycota; Eurotiomycetes; Eurotiales; Aspergillaceae
Exons: 3
Coding region: 1-771 (256 amino acids)
Source: RefSeq, a predicted model, not a curated record
AUGAUGACUCGCUUGCGUGAAUCCCUGGCCGGUCCAGGGUACGUGAUUCUGAACGUCAUUCGCGUUCUCAACAUUAUCACGUUUAUGGACCUUAUAGCUGCUUGUGCAGUUUUGCUGGUCAAAAUUGACAUGCUGAACAGCUUCUUUUUCUUCGAGGCUGUGACCCAUGCUGUGGUGGCUCUGGUCAGCAUCUUUAUGAUCGUCUCGGAGCUCCCAGUCCUUCAAACCUAUUUCGACAACCACUGGCCGAUGUUCGGACAAGAAUCUAGCUUCUACUCUCUCGGUGGGAUCAUGAUGAUCCUGGGUGUAGCAACACUGGGCAAUUUAAACACCAAAGCUAUGACCCAGGAAACCAUUGGAAUGACUUUUUGGAGAAUCAUCAUCUCCGCCGGUGUCCUGGCAAUGAUAGUUAGCGCGGUGAACGUCCUAGCAAGCUUCAUCUUCAGUGACCCCGAGACUGGCGUCAGUGCCCGUCAGGUGCGGGUAGAUGGAGCUGUUGCACCGCAAAAGGCAAUGAGCCGGACCAGCAGCCACCGUACUCUCCAUUUGAGUGUGAAGCGUGAGGAAACAUUGCCCACCUACACACGCAACCCGGUCAAGCGUGCCACCAAUCGUUUCACCGGCCGGUUUCCACUCAAGAUCUCUAAGCCCAUGAAUCCGACCCUGGUUGAGGAGAAUGAUGCCGCUUCCUCCAAGUACUCUCGUGACUCUGCAGAGAUCCGUCCUCCCGACCUCGCACACCACCCUGCUUUAUCGGGUCAUAUGGUUUAA